AUGGUGUUACUCCCUGCUGCUGGCAGGUGGAAGGACACGGGGAAUCGCAUGCGCGCCAAGGAGGCAGGCGGGUGGUGGACGGGGUAUGUGCUGCUGGUGAACACCCACCGCUGGCUCAACGAAGCCGUUACCAACCGAUUCUCCUGGUGGCACCACCUCACUCUCAUUGUGAGCAAGCAGCGCAUGAGGUUCAGUCAGAUUCAGAUAGUGUUUGGAAAGCCCAAGGAGGCCGGUGGGUGGUGGACGGACGGGGUAUGUGCUGCUGGUGAACACCCACCGCUGGCUCAACCAGUCCGUCACCAACCGAUUCUCCUGGUGGCAUCAUUCACUCUCAUUGUGAGCUGA
Molecule: messenger RNA, 345 nt
Organism: Closterium sp. Yama58-4
Lineage: Eukaryota; Viridiplantae; Streptophyta; Zygnematophyceae; Desmidiales; Closteriaceae
Source: the annotation of a GenBank genome assembly